Molecule: messenger RNA, 2743 nt
Organism: Boleophthalmus pectinirostris (great blue-spotted mudskipper)
Lineage: Eukaryota; Metazoa; Chordata; Actinopteri; Gobiiformes; Gobiidae
Product: zinc finger protein OZF-like
Exons: 3
Coding region: 167-1300 (377 amino acids)
Biological process (GO): regulation of transcription by RNA polymerase II
Cellular component (GO): nucleus
Molecular function (GO): DNA-binding transcription factor activity, RNA polymerase II-specific; RNA polymerase II transcription regulatory region sequence-specific DNA binding
Source: RefSeq, a predicted model, not a curated record
ACCAUGUUGACGCAUGCGCAGAUGAAACUGUGAUGCCAAAUCGGUUCCCAGUCAAAUUUUGGAAUCCUUUUUUACUCUUUUAGUACAUUAUCUGACAGAGUUUGAGUAUUUAAAGCACAUCUGUUUCAAGUCGAGUCACAGUAGAGUCUUUACGGGUGUGGCUGACAUGGCGCUGUCCCAGAAAGGUGUCCAGAUGCCUUUUCUGAGUCCUGAUCCUGGUCUGAAGCAGGAAAUCUCAGAGACUCCACAGAUUAAAGAGGAACCAGAAGAACAGAGCAUAAAACAGGAGGAAGAGAGCGUUAAACAGGAGGAGGAGGAGCUGCAAGUGUGUGUCCCUGAGUCCAGUACUGUGUGUGUGAAGACUGAAGAGUCCACACUGCCUCAACAAAGAGAAGACGCAAAGGGAGAGGACAAGAGCUCAGAGACACAUGUCCACUCAGACACUGAGGGAGACACGGAACACUCUUCUGACAAUGAUGAAGACUGGAGAGCUCCAUGCAGCUCUUCAGCUGCACAGAUGGAGACAGAGGCUGGUGGAGACAACCAGGUCAAGAUCAGAGCCAGAAGCAGCACUGCACAAAACUCAGGUCCAUCCCCCAAACACACGUCUGCACCAGAGACCAACACCACUGUGGACAAUGGAACAGCUGAAGGAACUGAGGGGAAGAAACACCAGUGCUCUUUUUGUCUAAAGCUAUGUGGAUCUAAACAGAACUUACAAAGACACAUUCGAGUUCACACAGGAGAGAAACCAUUCAGCUGUUCAGUGUGUAACAAAGCCUUUGCCCUAACGGGUCAUCUGACAGUACACAUGAGAACACACACGGGGGAAAAACCUUACAGCUGUUCUAUCUGUGAGAAAACAUUUUCCCGAAAGACUUAUCUGGCAGCACACAUGACGACACACACGGGAGAGACGCACUGCAGCUGCUCGAUCUGUAACAAAUCAUUUCCUGCUAAAUCUAAUCUUAUAGUCCACAUGAGAAUACACACGGGGGACAAACCGUACAGCUGUUCAGUCUGUGACAAAGCUUUUAAUGUGAAGGGGAAUCUUGCAGUACACAUGAGAACACACACCAGUCAAAAACAAUUCAACUGUCCAAUCUGUGAGAAAACAUUUCCCAAACAGUGUUACCUUUCCAUACACAUAAAAACACACACAGAAGAGAAACCUUACAGCUGUUCUAUCUGUAAGAAAGAGUUUAGCCUCAAGGGAAACUUUAUAAAACACAUGUCAACACACACAGGAGACAAACCUCAAGACGUGUACUUAUACAACGCCUCAAGUGAACUUAGUUAGACGCACUCUUUCACACACCAAGGUCAUCUCUGCGCUACACACUUUGGUCACGACAACAUUCCCGCUGCUGAGGCUAAUUCUGUUUUCUUUUAAUUAUUAUUAUUAUAUUACUGUAUCAUUUUAUCCUCAAAUAACUAUUAUUGUAUUAUUAUUUUUAUUAUUAUUUAUUGUUAUUUUAUUAUUGUUAUCAUUUUAUAAAUGGAAAAUACAAAAUAACCACUGUACAUGAAAAGUGUAUGUAAAAGCACACAUUUGUCCCAGUUUAGCGCUGCACUUGGGCCUCACAGGCAGAGAAGAGUGUAGUGAAGAGUCAAAGCUGAACACAGUUGUAGAGGUGUGGGCCUGAGGUGUUGGAUGCACUGCUGGUGUUGUGCGUUUAAGCAAGUGGAGCUCCUCAGAUUAGUCUUGGUUAUAUGGGUCCAUGGUGGAAGUUCUGGGGGUAACAGUUCUAUUCCUGCUGACCCGGGCCACAGGGAGUGGGGAGAGAGCUGGUACCUCACCUGGAGCCGCUUCACCUGUUGUUUAUUCUCACUGUGAAUGGCCCAUGGCUCCUCCUGCCCUAAAUGCAGGAGAAUCUCAGUGUUUUGUAGAUAAACUAUUCUUUAUGUGUGGAAAACCAAGAGUAAGCAACUUUUUAUUUAUAUCUCUUCAUAGAUAUGUCACAAAGACGCUUUACAGAUCAUCAUUCAUUCACUCCAUACUUGGUGGUAAACUACUACUGGAGCCACAGCUACCCUCCCACCACCACCAUCACUCACACACACACACCUCUUUCAUACUUGGCAAUGUGGGUGAAGUGUCUUGCCUAAGGACACAGCUACAUUUUUUGUGACUGGUGCUCCCCUGUGGCUUCUGAUUUUCCCAGUGGGAUCAGACUUUGACAAACCAGUCUGUCCACAGAGACUCAGGUCUAAAGGAGCAGAGUCUGACGUUUAUCACCUGCAUCUGCCCAGACUCAUAGUGUAUAUUCUUUUGACCUGUUUUUGUUUAGUUUGUUUUGGGUUCAUAUUAUUCAUAAACUUAUCCCCAUGAAAUUAAAACUAUCAUAUUCAACAUCUGCACACAUGUUGAAUUAGUUGAAUCUGGCUAAUGUGAGUUUGAGGAGCCAUGGUUGUCCAACAUUUACAUUUCUUGUUUUAUACACAGACAUUUGUGUAUAUAUUUAUUUGUUUUUUAUGGAUCCACAUUAGUUCACCAUUAUAACAAUUCUCUUACUGGGGUUCUUAAAGGAAACAUAAUAUGUAUUCUUGUGGCUUUUACUUACUUGUAAAUGUUUAGAUUUGUAUUUUACAUUUUCUACCAAACAAACAACAGGACAGUUUGAAAAUGUGCUUUAUAAACUACACCUCCAUUUCCAGUGAGGUAUUCAGGUGCUUGAGCUCCCUCUGCUGUCAGCAAUGGGAAAGAACAAUAGGAAAAUAAAAGAAACCCUGGCAUAAACAA